AUGUCAGACCGGAAAGCGGAGUUAGAGCGAAAAAAAGCAAAGCUUCUUGCUAUGCGAGAGGAAAAAAAGAAAAGAGAGGAAAUAAAGAAAACUGGUAUUUACGAUUCUGAAGUUUCAGACAUACGUCAAACGACUGAGGAAUUAUUAAAAGAUCUUGGCCUACCUGAACCCGUAGUACCUCAGGCUAGUACCAUACGUGAACUAGAAUCACCGUCUCUUGAUACGAUCGAUGGCGUGCUCCAACGUAAUUCCAAGAAACGGAAAAAUUUGCAAGUUUCCGAUGUUUUUGAGAUUGCGAUUCCUCCUCCGGAAACCAUAAUUUAUAGCAAAGAAACUCAGACUCUAGAAGAACCUCAAGAACGGGAAACAGGUCGUUCAACUGAUUAUUAUGUAUUAACAUACGAUGAAGGUAAUCGUGAUGAAGUGGAUGCCAAUGCUGCGUUAGCGGAACUGGAAAAGAUGCCUCAUAUCGGUGUCACUAAAACUGGACAAUCUCGUGGAAUAUUAGAUAAAAUUGAUGGAAUACGGACAAGUACUGAUGGUGUUGACGAGAAUACCUCAAAUGAUAUUCAACGUAAUGAUAUUAUCCUAAUGUCAGAGGAGGAAAAAGCUCAAUUAUUAUCAUCCGAUGCUUUUCUACGCUUUUUUGAACGUUCUUCACGUAUAAUUGAACGAGCGAUUUGUCAUCCAGAUGAAGGUAUCUUUUUGGAUUAUUCCGGUCAAGAUCUUGAAACUGAAGAGUCUGAUGAAUUGUUAACUGUAUCGAAUGAAUUUUUUGAUGAAAGAUGGUCUAAACAUCGUACAAUCACUGGUUUAGAUUGGUCAACUAUAUUUCCAGAAUUAUUACUUACAGCAUAUCAUAUGAAUGAAGAAGCUGUUCAUGAACCUGAAGGUGUUUGCUUAAUGUGGAAUAUGAAAUAUCCAAAGAAAUUAACACCGGAAUUUAUAUUUCAUUGUCAAUCCCCAGUUACAUCGGCUAGUUUAUCACGUUUCCAUCCAAACAUUGUAGUUGGUGGUACUUAUUCUGGACAGAUUGUCUUAUGGGAUAGUCGAGUCAAUAAAUGA
Messenger RNA from Schistosoma guineensis, 1065 nucleotides. NCBI's taxonomy places the organism in Eukaryota, Metazoa, Platyhelminthes, Trematoda, Strigeidida, Schistosomatidae. The record is from the annotation of a GenBank genome assembly.